Messenger RNA from Dufourea novaeangliae, 2634 nucleotides. RefSeq lists its product as uncharacterized. Lineage: Eukaryota; Metazoa; Arthropoda; Insecta; Hymenoptera; Halictidae. Bases 1 to 2634 code for a protein of 877 amino acids. The record is from RefSeq and is a predicted model, not a curated record. The transcript has 12 exons.
AUGGAUAGUGAAAACUCGUUCGCCUCUCUGCUCGAAGAUUCUUUCUCCGGCGACGAAAAGGUUGACGGCUCUGAGGACUAUUCGACGAAGAUAAAAGAUGCUUUGGAAAGUUUAUGCCAGAGGUUCGACGCAGAAUUCUUGCAGCGGGCUUUGCAAGAAUGCUUGUAUUCUUGUCCAGACAAGUCACUGGACGAGAAAAUCUUCAGGGAAACGCUUCCUACCGCGUAUCACCAUCUGUCCAAGGCUCUAAAAGAAAUUGGCGAAAUGACAAAUGCUGACGAAGAUGCUUUGGACAAUGUAAAGCGACAAUUAGUUCUUUGUCACGAGUUAUUAACUGCGUGGGAGAAGUCGAUAGAACGAGCGUCGAAACUUAACAAAACAUCUGCGGCCAAUUUGAAAUUUUUGUUCGAGAACACGCUUGAUAUGGUUAAAUCGAUUUUCGAACACUGUCGAGCAAGCACGAGAUUGUACGGGACUUUGUUCGAGGGCGUAUCGGAAAAAUUAAGGAAUCUCUUUCGCAAGGCGAAGACGAUCUUGAAUCUAUUUCUGGCCACUUUGGAGAAUGUAAUCGAUUUCGACACGGAUACGGACACGGAAACGGAGCUGUUAGUGAAUGUGAUUGAUACCAUCGGAUCUUUGGUGGCCAUCACCGACGAAUUGGAUCUGAAGACGUUCGUUGAAACGUCCAGAAUGUUCGGCAAAUUAGCGAUUACACAUCAGGACAUUGUAAAACGAGCGAAAUCGACGUGCGUCACCGUGCAUCUAGAACAAGUGACGAAAAAUGUGACGUCUAUGCUUUUGUCACUCCAGGACGCCCUUGACAGAGCGGACGAAAGAAAAAUAAGAGUAAUCGGUCAUUCAUUAAAAAUUUUGGACAGAUUAUUCGCAGCCUAUUGUCCUUGCAUAAGCAACGAAACCCUUCCAGUUGUGAUCGAACUUUUCUUACAAAUGCAUAGGUGUAAUCCUUCGUGUUUGAAAAAAUCAAAGAUCAGCGAUAAAGUAAUCGAAUUAAUAAACGCUCACAUUUCGAGAGGGUCUGAAUCGUUUUUGAAUACCAUUUUAAAAAACUCUGGUUUCAAACAGGCAUUCUUCGAAUAUGGGACUCAAACGAUCUUUGAUAACUUCGGUUAUCACUUGCUAACAAUCAGUAUUAUAAAACAAUUAGUGAAUGUUCCGUUUGAAGAGCAAUGUAAGUGGGCACUGGGCGCAGAGUCAAUUAUCGAUAUCGCGUUAACAAGCAUUAACAACAUACAAGAAGAAAUUUGCACGGGGAAAGUAAAAUUACCAGGUGGCCAUGACAUAGGAGAAAGGCCACGAUUGGCCACAUUGUACGAAGCCACACUGGUACCAAUUUGUGGCUUGAUUAGUCAUAUUCCUGCGGAUGGAUUUUUCGCCGUCGAGUGGAUCUUAUUGAAACAUUUGUUCAGUAAUCAACUUUGGGGUGCUCUUCUCAGUUCGGACAUUUGGUGUUUUGUAGGACGAAUAGGUUCUUCGGAGCUUUGCGUUAGCCACGUGAAAUAUUUAUUGAAAGUUUACGCCGUUUUAAUGAACCGGCACAGCAGUCUCGAAGUUGUUAUUCUAGAGAGCUUAAUAGGAAGGCUGUACAGCUUGCUUUCCGAUGAGACAAAGCACUUCCUUAUAACGGAGCUCGACGAUCUCGAGAAUCCAUCAUGGACUCCUGUCGCGCGGUUUUUGCCAUCAAAAACGAAAUCGUUGCUCGAAAAACGCUUGGCUUGUAUAUUGAAUGAGAUCCCCAAAACUUUUGUGGAACUGCAACGACAACCGACCGUGCAAAAUUGGAAUCGUAUUACAAUGCUCAUGUGCUUAAUUGGAAAGCUUAAUUACACGGGUGAAAAAGAUACAGUGGAUGUCCUUUCGCAAAUAUGGAACUCUGUCGCGAGCACAAUUGAGAUUUUCGAGGGCAAACAAUUAGAUAUACUUGCGGAAUUCACGUGGAAAUUGUUCAGCGCUACACAGCCUGAAAAAAUUCAAGAUGAUACUUUCUAUACGGUACUGGAGGCAAUGUUGACGUCGCUUUUGUGUUUUCCGUCGCACGUCAAGGUGAUUGCAUCCCAUUAUUUACGGAACAACAUCGGUUCCUUCGAUAUUUGCGGCGUCAGGACCGCGAACGCCCUGUCGGAGUUAAAUUGCCGGCUUUUGGAGGAUGAAAAUCCAUGGGUGCGACAGGAAGCACUCGAGUCAUUCGAUCACGUCGCUCACAUGUGUCCAAACGAGGAUCUCGUUACCAAAAUGGCCGCUGCGAUCACGAAGAAACCGUCGCUGAGCGACUCUCUGCCGGCGUAUUUGUCAGGCACGCCUUAUUACGAGCUUCGUGACUUUUCAGACGCGCAGCUUUAUCUGCAACACGUCGCCAGAAUUUCGAAAAAUGUCGGCCACGUUUGCUAUCACUACGAAGAAUCGCAAAGGGACGAGAAAUUCGCUCGAUUAGAAAUCAAACUGAGUGGAAGCUCGACCGAUGGUCAAUCCACGAAUGAUCUUGACGAGCACGUGAAUAAAAUAUGCGACGAACUAAAUGACACUCUGAAGAGAAUCGGUAACAUCGGUGAUGGUGCAUUACGACGAUUGCGACUGGUUUGCGCGAAGAUCUUGGAUACAACUGAAUCGUCGAAAUAA